Molecule: messenger RNA, 447 nt
Organism: Fragaria vesca subsp. vesca
Lineage: Eukaryota; Viridiplantae; Streptophyta; Magnoliopsida; Rosales; Rosaceae
Exons: 7
Coding region: 1-312 (103 amino acids)
Source: RefSeq, a predicted model, not a curated record
AUGUAUUCCUGUGCUGAAUUUCAAGUAGUAUCAGUAACUGCUGAAGUACAGGAAGUGGCUUUGCUUCAUCUCUAUUUUGAACAAACUGAAUCUGAUUCAUGUUGUGUUAUUACUGCACAGACAGAAAAAGGAGAGCAAAGACAGUGGAGGAAGAAGUGGAGAGUAGGUAGUGUUCUUGAAUACUUCAAUUUGCGUCUUCCUCAACUGUCAUCGAUCGUUUCUCCUCAAGAUCGCCAGCAUCAGUGGAUUGAACAUAGAGUUCAGCUGGAAUGCUUUGAGGUGCCAAGGUCAGUAAUACUAGACAAUAGUUAAGGAGAAGUUCGCUAAAGCAGCUUCUGUUUUGAAGGAGGUGUUUGAUUUUGCUGAUCACCUCUCUUGGGAGUUUGGGAGUUUUGAUUAGGGCGCUACUCUUAUUGACAUGGUAGUCCAAAUCUUUUAAAUGGGUUU